AACUAUAUUUUAUGUUAGUAAGAUACGCGUGUAUAAAUUAGUUGAACUUCAAGCAAUCAUGAAAAUUGUACUUCUGUUUUUUCUUUGCUGCACUUUUCAUGCAGCAUUUAGUAGAUCAUUAGAAGAAUGUCCUGGUGGAGCAGCUUCAGGCACAAAACAGGAUGACUUAGUAAUUAAAGCAAAUUUAUUCGAAACCAUUAAAGUCCGUUUUCCCGAGAGUGGAGACUAUGACAACAACAUUACCUGUAUUUUGGCAAUCGAUGAAUCUAAUAGUCACAGUAACCCAGUCAUAACGCAAGGAGGUUUAGGAUACUCUUUUGUCGAGAUAACCGUAGGUCCUUGGCUUCUAGAACAACUAAAAUACAGAUUUGAAAUUUAUACUGGUUAAUAA
This is a messenger RNA of Phyllotreta striolata, 391 nucleotides long. The record is from the annotation of a GenBank genome assembly. NCBI's taxonomy places the organism in Eukaryota, Metazoa, Arthropoda, Insecta, Coleoptera, Chrysomelidae.